AUCAUGUGUAGUUCUACCUGAUGGUUGGAGACAAGUGCUGAUUCUGACUUUGUUAAAAGCCCGGAGGAGAAAUGACGAGAUGGUGAACUGUUCCAUCUGCCUUGAUGCCAUCAAGACGCCGACUUGUUGCAUUCCCUGUGGACAUGUGUUCUGUAACAUGUGUAUAGGACGAUGGCAGCGACAGCAUGCCUACAACGGUACAACCAGGGACUGCCCACAGUGUCGGCGCCAGAUAGAACACGCCCAGAUCAUCAGGUUUGAUAUCUCGGAGGAAGUCAAUGACAUAGAAUAUGAUGAUGCUGUUGAAAAUCCUUGGGAUGAAUCUGAUGUUGGAACAAUUUUGAAAUCAUUGGAAAAUAUUUGGAAAAGGAGUCAAAUGAGACAAAUCUUCAAAUCUGGACAAGCCAGAAUACUAUCAUAUGACUGUGUCAAACACAUGUGGUAUUGUGCCAAGGAUGGCUGGAAUGUUGGAAAACGGUUUAUAGGAGAGGUCCAUGCAUCUGAUGGUUUGGAGAACAAAGUAAACUUGGUGAAGCAGCGCCUACAUCAGGGCGUCAGUCAUUGUAAACAUAAAGUGAUGCACCAUCGACACACUGAGUCUCUGAAGAGGAAAUGGCAGGGAUUGUCAGAGGACUGGAAACAUGUAUUAGCCAUUUCCCUGGCCGUGCUGGUGGUCCUUCUCAUAGUGGAUGUCCAACAUAAAGAUGGCCUUAUACAAUCUGUGAUCUUUCCAGUGUUUCACACGUUUUUCUUCAUCUUUCAUGAACUGCUGGUGUGCUUGACCUACAUUGUCUUCCGUCCGCUACAUUGUUCAUUUCUAUGCACCAUGGAGGUAGCGUCCACCAUAGCAGAUGUCACUGUGGAGACCUUGGUAUCAAUUGUACAGAUGAUUGUGGCGUUAGGUGUCUUACCCUUAACAAUGGCCCUGGGUUUGAUACAGGUCGUCACGAUGACUGUAGGUACCAUACUACGGACAGUGAUACCACUGUUUAUCCUCCUAUACUUUAUCAGCCCCUCUGUCCAGAACCACUGUAGAGCUAUCUUAGCCAGACUCCAAAACCAAAACCGAAACGAAGGAGAGAACAACUAAUACCACGAUGAGAUGCAGAAAUUUUUAGUUAAAAACAUUUCACACCCAUGGAAGGCUUUGGUUGGAUUCCGAAUAAUAGCUACAUUUUUACAUUUAUUUAUAAAUAAUAGUUUGUGUUUUCAAAAAUAAUUGCCUUCCAUGGGAUGGAGAUAUUUUAAAAUGGAACUGCAUUUUUAUAUAAAUAUGAUCUUAUUUAAGUGUUAUUGCUUGAUGGAAGGGCAUUCUUUACAUAUUUAUAUAUUGCAAUCUUUUUUGAUUGGAAAAUGAUACAACUCUAUUACUGCACAUAGGAGAUGGCAUAUGAUUAGCAGGUUAAUCACUCUAUUAUUACUGGUACUACUAGAGUUAAUCUCACUCGGCCCAUGUCAGAUUUUUAAAAGGCUGAUAAAACAUCAGAAACCUUCAGAUUAUACCGCAGGUUAAUGUUUAAUUUUAAGGUGGAUGAUUCAUAUUUACUUGAAACUUGUUAGAUAUUGGAUUGAUUGUGCAUGUAUUGGCACAUCAAAUUGUUAUAGAUGUAAAUUAUGAUGCCAAAACACCUCACUUAGUAGUCAUUAGUAAGUACAAGUACCCUGCCAAAAUCUAAAACCACCUAUUAAUAUCAGUACAUGUGAUCUUUGUUUUCAGUGUGUAGGUAAUAUUCACCUUUGACUGAUCGUUUGGAUACUGGUGUUAAACAGUUAACCUGAAUUGUUGUACAUGUUAUCAGGUUGUUUGCUGCAUACAUACAAUAUUUUCUAAAUUGAAAUUUAAGUCAUUUUCAUGUAUGAUACAGUAGGAUUAGAUGUGUUGAUGUCAUUGUUUGAAGGACUUAGUGGUACAUAUGUUUCAGUAUUGAUUUUACAUAAGUGUACUAUAUCUUAUCUAUAACCCAAAUAGGCUUGCGAUCAUUAAUUAGUAUAUUAGACACAGAUUUCCUAUCGCAAUAAGCAAAUUAAGAAAGGCCAUAUGACCAUUGUACCAAUUUUGUUUUAGAUAUGAUGGAACAGUGGGUUGGGCCUAAAACUAAGUAUCGGAACAGUUUCAAGUAAAAUAUGCUAGAUUUAUAUGUACAUUGCAGCCGCUUAUUAUAUUCUAUGGUAAGGUCAGCCAUUUGAUAUAUAUGCGACACAAUCAACAUACAGUUUGUUGUACACUUGUCAUAUCUUUGUGACACCAUGUUAGACAUGAAUGUUUUACCUUGACCCAGUGCAUGUCUGUCUAGACAUAUCUUGGCCUGAUCCAUACCUGGUCCAUACCAUAACACCUACAGGUCAUAUUGCCUUCUGAUCUAAAUACGAAUCGUCAUUAUAUACUAUGUUAUGAAGACAUGGUGGUGGCUAGUUAGGGUGUCUGUUAGAUGGCCUUUCAACCAACCAAUCAUAGCUUCACUGGCAAAAUUUUUCCAGAAUCUCCUUUCCAUUGACAAUCUCAUGGUUGAUCCUUAUUGAAUAGAUUACCGGGUACAUGUAUAUCCAAGCGUCCCAAAUAUCAUCAAAGAUAAUAUGGCUGCACCCACCUCAAGAAAAUUCAUAUUCAAAUUGAUGUAUUUUGUGGACAAGGUAUGAGUGAUUUGUAGAUUUUCCUUUGUUCUAAAAAUGCCCCAGAAGGAAAUGAAAGUAUAUGUAGCAAAAUAAAAGAUAGAUUAUAGGCUAAUUAACUUUUUCAGUAUUCUUUUGAUUUCCUGUUCAAUUUGCACACACCCUGAAACAGACAUAUAAGUGAUGCUUUUUGUUUGCCUGAACAUAUACUAAUGUAUGUUAAGCAUUGAGGUCAACUGAACAUGACCCCUUGUUAGCCAUCAUCAGAUCUUCACAUAAUGUACCCAGUAGUGUAUAAUGAUGAUCAGUAUUUUAAUCAGUUCCUUCAUAUCUUGAUAUAUCCAUAAUAUCCUGUCCGGGAGUAAUAUCUCAGCCAGAUCCAUAUCUAGUCUGGGGGAAUCAUGUCAGCCGGAUUCAUAUCUAGUCUGGGGGAAUCAUGUCAGCCGGAUUCAUAUCUAGUCUGGGGGAAUCAUAUCUCAGCUAGAUCCAUAUCUAGUCUGGGGGAAUCAUAUCUCAGCUAGAUCCAUAUCUAGUCUGGGGGAAUCAUAUCUCAGCUAGAUCCAUAUCAAGUCUGGGGGAAUCAUAUCUCAGCCGGAUUCAUAUCUAGUCUGGGGGAUCAUAUCUAGGCUUGAUUUAUAUCCAGUCUAUGGGUCAUAUCUCAGCACAAUCCAUAUCCAGUCUGGGGUUUAUAUAUCUGCCUGAUCCAUAUCUGGUCUGAGGGUCAUAUCUUGACCCAAUCAAUAUCUGUUGCAUGCAUGAUUUAUCUGGGCCCAAUCCAUAUCUGGUGAUUGGUUUAUAUCUUAUAUCUUGUCCUAAUCCAUAUUCAUCCUGCAGUCUAUAUCAUGGUCUGCAUGCUAUACUUUGGCUUGAUCCCUAUCUGACCUGAAUGCAUAAUAUAUGUUUUACUUCCUGUAAAACUAAGUCACACAUCAUAUAAUGGCUCAUCACAGUCUGGUUUUGGAAUGUUGACUUGUAAUAAUUCUAAUGCCACUAGUAACAAUUGCCUUUUCGUAGUACAUGUAUAUGAUAAAUAGAUUAUGACUUUUCUUUGUUCUCCAUGAUUUGUAAUAAUUUUAAUAGGAUAUGGUCUUGUUAACCUCUAAAAUUACUUGAAAUUUCAGGUAUUGCAUUCACUUACCAGAUAACUAAUCAAGAAUGUUAGCCUUGGACUCCAAACAUGCUAGAAUUACUGGAGUUUACAGUAGAUGAACAACUCUUAUGACAAGACUGAUAUAACUUAUUGUCAAUAUAUUACCAAUGAAUGCAUGUUUUUAAUAAAAUUAUUUGUUGUUUAUUGCUUAUUUUAGUGUUAUAGCUGUGAAAAGAAAUCCUUUAGCAAAAACACAAUACAGACAGAGAAAACCUUGGGUUACUACCAGUAUUUAUGUUGGUUUUGGUGAAUCACUUGCUACUUGGAGACUGCUCAUUUUGAAAUAUUUUGUAAUAAAAUUGCAUAUGCAUAUCAAGUAAUUUUAACAAGCAAGUUUGAUAACUGUAUUUUAUUUUGUUUUAAUAUGUUGAUGAUUACUUUCGAAGUCGCAGCACUGUGUCAAAAUGUGUGUAUCUGCUUUAUAUUCUAGGUGCUAUUGAGAAGGAAUGGUUUUUUAUGGAGUUUGUUAAAAAAGAUGUUUUUUUACAAAGUGACUUGAUUUAAUAGUUAAAAAUGAUUGUUUUUGAAUAGUACAUGUAUAUCUUUUAAGUAUUAAUAAUUUAAUUGGUUUUCUUGUGUUAGAUCUUGUUAAUUAAUGAAUUUUUUUUUUUUUUUUUUUUCAAUUUUCAAUGAAACAAAUAUUCUCGUGUUAAAGUUUACUCCAUGUUGUAUUUUCUUAUUGUAUUUAUGUUUCAAAGUAAAUUAAAUAUUUGGUAAAAUUUUAUCAACCGGAUACUUAUAAGAAAAUUAUGUCAGAGAGAGUAAUCUCCCUUAGCAUAUUUUACUUAUCAGACAACCUUGGGCCUGUUUGUAAUAUUUCAGGAAUAGAUCUUGACAGUCCUGCAGAUGUUAUUGCAGGCAUUGAAAUUCUUUGUCAAGGCCUGUCUAAAAUCAACACAAACUGGAUGGUCCAACCUAUAAAUGAAAAACGACCCCAAAAUCAGAUAGUUAUCAUCACAUUUAUUAAUAUUUGAUCUAUGAAUGAUUUUUUUGUCUUUUAAGUGAAGACUGUUAUAUGACGAUACCUAUUGACUGAUUAAUCUUUCAAUUAAGUACAUUAUAUAAUUUUACUGUUGACUGACAGUGUUAGAGAAGUUGAUAAGUGAUAAAGGGACAGCCUAUAUAAAACACAGUUUGGAGGUGUAUAUGUACACUAUGAGAUCAGCAAUGAGAACCAGACAAUGAUAGUGUCUAUACAAAUAUUUACAUUCUUUGAGGAUUGAAUUAAUACCUAUGUUUUAACUUAUAUCAGAAAAACUUUAUACUGUUAUUUUGAUGUACAUGCAUUUUUUUUUUCCAAAUCUGCCUAUUUUUAUAUAGAUAAUUAGUAGGUUAUUGUUUUGUUACAAUAUCAUAUUCUUUUUAAGUCAGAUUAGGUAACAGUGUAAUACUUAAUUAUAUGCUUUUGAACUUGAGUGUGUGAACUUACAUAUACAGUGACAAAAUGUCUGAGAAAUAACAACGAAUUUCAUUGUUUAUAGAAUAAUGAUGUUUGCUCUUAAAUAUGUAUAAAUGGCUCAAGAUUUAUUUCAAAUAAAAAAAAAAUGAAUGAAAAAUGUCUUCUUUAAAUUCAUGUUAAUAUAUUAAUGGAACGGUUAAGAUAUGACUUAGGCACAUUUUUAUUUCUAUUACAUAUUAUAUUACAUUGUUCACAUUCUUUGUAAAAAUGAAAUAAUUUUCAUUUUGCAAUGAAAAGAUGCUCAUUAUUAAUCUUAUGAAACUCCAACUUAUGAAAGCCAGAGUUGGGGGCAUCCUCUAUCCGAGGUGAAAAUCGCAGCAAUUUUCACCUGGUGUUGGAGGAUGGGAUUUUAAUUGUGUCAAAUUUAAAACAGUGAUAUAUGAAGCAUAUGUGUUUGUACAUAAUAAUAGCUGGAUUAAGCACUUUUAAAAUGAAUUUUUUUUAAUGGAGUUGAUCACUUAAUAAAAAUGAAAUUCACUUGUUGCAAUUCAAAGACACGUUGAUAAAUUUCUUUCAAAUGUUAUGCUCAUCUCGUUUAAUAUGGUCUUGCUUCAAAUUUGUUCAAAGUAACGGUAAAAUUAUAUGUCCAAUUUUCUAUCAAAAUUGGUAUGUAUGUGACAUUUGUGACAAGGGAAAUCACUUUAAUGGUCCCCUUUAUAAUGAGAACCUGUUAAUGUAGAUGAUAAAUGAUUACAGUAUGUAUUAAUGAUGCAUGUGAUAAUAGUGAUUUUUCAGGAAUUUUGAAUAAAGAAAUAAAAUGAU
Molecule: messenger RNA, 5981 nt
Organism: Pecten maximus
Lineage: Eukaryota; Metazoa; Mollusca; Bivalvia; Pectinida; Pectinidae
Exons: 6
Coding region: 80-1090 (336 amino acids)
Molecular function (GO): metal ion binding
Source: RefSeq, a predicted model, not a curated record